GUUCAAUAGGUAAACAUUUUCUUGUUAGAGGUCAACCAAUUAUCUUGAUUAAUUGUUUCUAAUUGUGUUAAUUUAAUUGAUUGGUGUUUUUUAAUUCACCGCCACGAUGAGAUUGACCCUUCUUCGUAGAUGUAGAGGCUUCAAUUCCUCGAAAAUGUUUGAUGAAGCUCCAGAAGAAUUGGAGAAAAUGAAAAGACGAAAUGAAAUAAGGCAAAAAUUGAAACUUGAUUUCAAUAGAUUUCAAUAUAAUCCUUAUUCAUCCGCUUAUGGUAUCGCUUAUGUUGAUCCGCAAUUUGAGAGAUUCAAUUCUGCCAAAUAUUUUCGGCUUGAUUACUGGAAACCAACUCUUGCAACAUUUAUAGUAUUCGCAGGAACCAUAUUUUUCCCAUACUUCUUAUUAGUUCGUUUCGAUAUGGAUCAAGAGGAAUAUUAUUGGGAAAAGACUCAAAGUGGUGAAUUGAAUUAUCAUAACAGGAAACUUUACAAUCUCAUACAUUAAACCUUUAAAUUGUGUAUUUAAUUAUUAUGGAUCCUCUUAUAAUUUGGUUAGAUUCCUGUUUUGGUCUAAAUUAAAUGGAUUUCAAGUCACCAAGUGUAAAUCACCAAUAAAGUUAACAUAUUAGCUGUUAAA
Molecule: messenger RNA, 631 nt
Organism: Panonychus citri (citrus red mite)
Lineage: Eukaryota; Metazoa; Arthropoda; Arachnida; Trombidiformes; Tetranychidae
Gene: ND-B15
Exons: 3
Coding region: 107-499 (130 amino acids)
Source: RefSeq, a predicted model, not a curated record